AUGAAGAUUACGUUAUCUUUUCCUUUCUCUCUUUAUUAUUUGUUUUCUCUUUUCUUUCUUUUUUACUUCAUUCUUGCUUACUCUUUUUCAAUUUAUUUCUCUCGUUUUGAAACUUUUUUCUUUUUCUCUUUCUUAUUUGAUUUCUUUUUUUCUUUUUCUUUCAUUCUUUCUCACGUCCUUUUUUCUUCUCUCUUUCCUAGUCUCUUUCAAUUUAUUUCUCCCGUUUUGAAGCUUUUUUUCUUUGUUUUUUCCUUUUUCUCUUUCUUAUUUGAUUUCUUUAUUCUUUUUCUUUUUUUUUUACUUCAUUCUUCUCUUUCAAUUUAUUUCUCUUCCACUCACUGUCUUUCUAUUUCUUCAAUAUUUUUCUUUCUUUCUUUAUCCGUCAUUAUUUUCUCUCUGCCCCCAAACCUCGAUAUAAAAAUCCCUCAAUGUAGCCAUAAAUCGUUCAGUCUUCCUUUCUUUGAUCGAUCCCCUUGA
Messenger RNA from Acanthosepion pharaonis, 477 nucleotides. Lineage: Eukaryota; Metazoa; Mollusca; Cephalopoda; Sepiida; Sepiidae. The record is from the annotation of a GenBank genome assembly.